Molecule: messenger RNA, 837 nt
Organism: Oxyura jamaicensis (ruddy duck)
Lineage: Eukaryota; Metazoa; Chordata; Aves; Anseriformes; Anatidae
Gene: LSM1
Product: LSM1 homolog, mRNA degradation associated
Exons: 4
Coding region: 111-512 (133 amino acids)
Biological process (GO): deadenylation-dependent decapping of nuclear-transcribed mRNA
Cellular component (GO): P-body; Lsm1-7-Pat1 complex
Molecular function (GO): RNA cap binding
Source: RefSeq, a predicted model, not a curated record
GCGCCCCUGCUCGGCGCCGCCCCUCUCCCGUCUCCCCGCCGCGGGGCGGUUCCGGGGCGGUCCCCGCGGCGCAUGGCGGCGCUUCCGCUCGGCGCGGCGGCACCGGCACCAUGAACUACAUGCCGGGCACGGCCAGCCUCAUCCAGGACAUCGACAAGAAGCACCUGGUGCUGCUGCGCGACGGCCGGACGCUCAUCGGGUUCCUGCGCAGCAUCGACCAGUUCGCGAACUUGGUGUUGCACCAGACCGUGGAGCGCAUCCACGUGGGCAAGAAGUAUGGGGACAUCCCUCGAGGCAUCUUCGUCGUGAGAGGCGAGAACGUCGUCCUGCUGGGGGAAAUAGACCUGGAGAAGGAGAGCGACACGCCGCUGCAGCAGGUCUCCAUCGAGGAGAUCCUGGAGGAGCAGCGGCUGGAGCUGCAGGCCAAGCAGGAGUCGGAGAAGCUGAAGGUGCAGGCGCUGAAGGAGCGGGGCCUCUCGGUGCCGCGGGCGGACACCCUGGAUGAGUACUAACGGUGCCGCCACGGACACGUCCCCCGCAGUGGGGCAGGGGUGCUGUCUGCCCGCGUGCUGACAGAGCUCCCCGGGAAGGCUGCCUUUAUCUCACGAUUGUGUUUUCUGUGGCGCAGACAACUAAAAAAUCAUGGUUUCGGUUCCUCCAUGUGGAAAAGGAGGAGCCAUGGCAUUGGGCUGCCCGUUGAGGUAACGAACGCUCUGGUGAGCGAGAGAGUUUUUGUUCCGAGGCAAAUCCCUUGGGUCUUUUUGUUUGCUUUUUCCUCAUGUGACUCUGGACAAGAGUUCCCCUUGACGUGUAAAUAAAUCCUUAAUCUCAACAGCA